UUCCGGUUUUCUAUUUAGAAUGAAUGUGGCAACAUCCGGGCACAUUUUGUUACCUCAAAGCCAAAUCUGUGAUGGAUAUGGCAUCAUAGUGUCAAAAUAAAAUGUUGGUCAUGAAAUGAACCACUGUAGGAAAAUGAAAGCUGGAUUCCAAAAAAUCCUCAACGCAUCUUUUUCUUCUACUUGGUAUUCAAAUCCAAACCCCAAUUUCUUCAAUUCAUCAAAAACCCUUUCUUCUAAAACCCUUUUCUUUACUCCCUCUUCUUCUUCAAUUUUGCGCAAAAGAGGAAUUAAUAUCAGAUCCAAUCAAAUUCACACUGUUGUUUCAGCAAUGGGUUCUUCUAGUUAUAAACCUGAACAAGCUAGAGUUCCUCCGGCUAUUCCUGUACCUUCUCCUCCCAUCACCAAGUUCAAGAUUGCUCUUUGUCAAUUGUCUGUAACUGAGGACAAGAAAAGGAAUAUUGCUCAUGCUCGUAAAGCUAUUCAAGAAGCUGCGGAAAAGGGUGCUGAGCUUGUUCUUUUGCCGGAAAUAUGGAACAGUCCAUAUUCAAAUGACAGCUUCCCAGUGUACGCAGAAGAUAUUGAUGCUGGUGGUGAUGCAUCUCCAUCAACUGCUAUGCUUUCUGAAGUUGCUCGUAGUCUCAAGAUUACCAUAGUUGGUGGGUCUAUCCCUGAACGUUGUGGUGACCGUCUGUACAAUGCAUGUUGUGUCUAUGGCAAAGAUGGAAUACUGAAGGCGAAACACAGAAAGAUUCAUCUUUUCGAUAUUGACAUUCCUGGAAAAAUCACCUUUAUGGAAUCAAAGACUCUCACUCCUGGGGAGACCCCUACCAUAGUAGAUACAGAUGUUGGCCGUAUCGGUAUUGGUAUUUGUUAUGACAUUCGGUUUCAAGAGCUAGCAACUAUUUAUGCAUCAAGAGGUGCCCACCUAUUGUGCUACCCUGGGGCCUUUAACAUGACUACUGGUCCUUUACACUGGGAAUUGCUGCAGAGAGCUAGGGCAGUGGAUAAUCAGUUAUAUGUAGCAACAUGUUCACCUGCUAGAGAUGCUGGUGCUGGUUAUACCGCUUGGGGCCACUCUACCCUUGUUGGUCCUUUCGGAGAAGUACUCGCGACUACUGAACAUGAUGAGGCAAUAGUUAUAUCAGAGAUCGACUAUUCAGUAAUGGACCUCAGGAGAACAAACCUUCCUUUAGAGAAGCAAAGACGUGGGGAUCUAUACCAGUUGGUAGACGUCCAGAGGCUGAAUUCACCAACAGCAUAGAGAGCAGAGAGAGAGAGAGAGAGCUGUGAAAUUUCUGGUUGUUCUAUUCGUCUGAGUUGCAAAAUGCAGCGUGGUUAGAACUAUUCGUUGAAUAAGAACUGAAGUAAUCAAAAAAUCGAAAAUUUAUCUUCUUUAUGUUUUU
Molecule: messenger RNA, 1403 nt
Organism: Papaver somniferum (opium poppy)
Lineage: Eukaryota; Viridiplantae; Streptophyta; Magnoliopsida; Ranunculales; Papaveraceae
Product: omega-amidase, chloroplastic-like
Exons: 10
Coding region: 116-1261 (381 amino acids)
Biological process (GO): L-glutamine metabolic process; oxaloacetate metabolic process
Cellular component (GO): mitochondrion
Molecular function (GO): omega-amidase activity
Source: RefSeq, a predicted model, not a curated record